UGAGUUGCGAGAUGCGCACGGAAGACUGCAGACGAUGUUUGUAUUUACGAAUAUAUUCGUGGUUUAAAUAAUUUCAGACUUGAAAAUACGAAAAUGUAACGUUUUAACAUCAUAUUGGCUUCAUUAUGGCGUUCAAAAAGGAUUGCAAGCAUGCGAAAUGAGUUCGACACAGGUGAGCUGCGAGGUGCGCACGGAAGGCUGCAGACGACGUUCGUAUUUUCGAAUAUAUAUGAGUCAAUUCGCCAUUUAAACGCCUUAAAAGUUAACGGGAAGAAAACCUAAAAGAUUGAGACAUUAAUGACGUAAUUUUCUGCGUUAAAAACUGAUCGCACGCCCACGAAAUAUACGUUCGAACUCGACCGCACCGACCCCGACGAUCGGCGUUGCAGUAGUAAACAAAAUCCGAAGGAGACCUGGGUCCGGUCGUCGCUCCUCGCCUUUUCCUCCCUUCUCCUUUUGUUAAAUGGUCACUGAAAUGAUCAUCGCUGCCGUUUUAGGAUGCUACAUAAUAUCGUCGAUCAUAUUCUUCAAGUUCCCAAUGCUACUGCACAAGAAGAAGGACGUCAAGUUCAUCUGCAGGCACAUUAGUCAUCGCGGAGGAGCUGGAGAAAAUUAUGAGAACACACUAUCUGCAUUUAGGCAUGCAGUGGAACUUGGAACAGACAUGCUAGAACUAGACUGUCAGCUCACCUUGGAUGGUCAUGUAGUUGUUUGUCAUGAUUCAGUAUUAGACAUCAGAACUGAGCUGACUGGUUCUAUAUCAGAAUACAAUUAUGUGGACCUACCGCCUAUCAAAGAAGAAAUUCCAGUGGAUUUCAUGCCAGGAAUCAAGUUCAGCAGCAAGUCCGAGGAUCGGAAAUUUCCCCUCCUGGAAGAGACCUUCCAGAAUUUUCCCAACACACCCAUCAAUAUUGACAUUAAGAUCGACAGCAAUGAACUGAUCACUAAGGUUAGUGAACUGGUUAAGAAGUACCAUCGUGAACACAUUACUGUGUGGGGCAACGUGAGAGAUGUCAUUACCCAGAAAUGCUAUAAGGAGAAUCCUAAUAUGUGCCUGCUGUUUAGUGCCCGUCGAGUUUGCCUAAUGCUGGUUCAGUUAUACACUGGGAUCUUGCCUUUUGUGCCACUCAAGGAGACUCAUUUGGAAAUUUUCAUGCCAAUUGUCAUGAUGAAGAUUUAUAACUAUCACUUUGGGUAUAAAUGGUGGCACUCUGCCGUUGCCCACGUUGCAAAUGCGUUGCUUAUCAGACGGUGUUUAUUUGAACACCUGGCGAAACGUGGGGUCCAGACUUACCUAUGGGUCAUGAAUACUGACGAUGAUUUCCGUCUUGCCUUCGACUCUGGAGCCACUGGUGUGAUGACAGACUACCCAACUAAGCUGAAGGCAUUUUUAGAACAAAACCCACAGUACACUCAAGACCGUAAACUGAGCUAAACUUAGUUAUUGCCACGCUGUAUUUGGCAGCUGGCAAGGGAAGAAUUCUUCUAGAUACAUUUAGAGUCUUAUCACCAUGUAGUUAGCUUGACUAGAGGUGAACUGCAUGGCUCUAUUAUUUUUAUUUAUUUCCUUUGCAACUUGCCUCAUUAUGCAAUUAUCAUAGGCAUUAGGCAAACACAAAAGCUAAUAUUAAAACUCCUUUGGUCCCAAACUCCUGAAGCGGGGGCUCAAGUGUUGAUUGAUUUGACUUGGCAAGUAAUGGGAGGCAGCAUUUGUUCUCUGCUUGCUGCAAUUACUCUUAUAGUACAGUAUCUAUAUGAUUUGACUAUUAAAUACUCAAGAUGAUCUGGUAAAGGAUGAAAUGGCAUCCCUUUGAAUACUCAUAGUGAAUUGUUAUUGAUCUGAUGACAAGAGCCAUAACACUUGUGAGCACCCACACCCAAGCAGUGGACCGCAUUCGUUAACUUUCAAUAGACGGGUUAUUUAGCUGCUUGCUGCCACUGCUACUAAUAUAAAGGUAAGACUGCUCAGAAGUUUUGCUGUCAUUUCUUUAGCGCACAAAUGACAGAAAAUGAUGGGCGAUGGUGUGACGAAGUUGAAAUCAUAGUGUUUACCGCAUAGGACUAAAUUAGGAGGAGCAUAGUGUGCUGAAGUAGUAAUUUUGCAGUCAUGUAGUCCAUGCUCUGUUCACAGCACUUUCUUUGAGGAAACCAUGUAAUUAGACCAUACACUGUUUGAAUUAAAGUGGUAUAAUGCUUUUAGGGCCUUUGGGAUUCUUUGCUUCUUAUCAAAGUGUUUAUUUUCGAUGGAAUAAAAAGUACACUUUUUAUUACUACUUGCUGAAGCACAAAACAUUGGAAGAAUUUACAGCUUAUUCUGUUUAUUGCUAUUAUGUCAUCUACACCUUAACAUAUGCCAUGAAGGUUUUGAGAUUGACUUAGGGUAAUAUUCACACCUUUGUGAAAGGGUUAGAUGAUUUGACAGAAUUUUGAGAUGGACAGUUACCACUGUAUUGUGGUGUGGGCAGUAAGUUGUUAUGCACACAGUAUCAUAUUGUUUAUUUUAUCCUUUAAACGAAUCAAGUGCCCUUAAAAUAUACUGUUAUUUCUUAGGAAUAUGGUCAGUGAUAAGAAUUUGAAGGUGGUGAUGAUGAUGAUGAUGAUGGAAAGGAAAUGGUUUUUAAUAGGAUUGCCUGAAGCUAUGGCAUUUUUUCCUUCUGAAAGGGAAGUAUUGUAUAGUAUGUGUGUUAUAGAUAAGAAAAAAAAAAUUAUGUAAAGAAUGCAUGAUCCUUAAUAGUCUCACAGCUUAUUCAACCUUAGCAUUGUGUGUAGUUCGUUAGUCUUUUAAGUUUUUGUGCUGAUUAUAAUUAUUUAUUAAUCUCAGGUGCAAUUGAAGUAAACUUCCAAUUUCCUUUUUUUGCCCAGUGAUUUUUUUUUAUUUUAUAGUCCCUGCAGGACAGGGAACAGAUGAGAUAUGCCCUCGCCUUCCUUCCCUCAUUCUUUCCUUAGUAUUGGAAUAGCUAGUGUCAUUUUCAUGGAACUCCUAACGAAUUAACAAAACUAUUCCUGCCUUUAUGUAGUCAAGGAUACCCCUUUUAAAAGUAAGUUGGUCUUGACAAACCCUCGCUGACAUAACACUUCCGUUCUUUGAGCAAGCACGAGUGUAGCCUCUUAGGUUGUUUUAAUUCUUGACAUCUGAUAAGGAAAUUCAUGCUUUUACAUAAUUGAGGGUGCCAUUUUAAGAAUAGUUUUAUUUUUUAGUAUAGAAUUGUGGCUGCCUAGGUCAUUGUAUUCAAAGGAAGUUUGUGAUAUUAUCUUGGUUCGUCAGUGUAUUCUCCCUUACUCCGUGAAACAAGACGUUAGAUAUUUUGCAUUUCAUAUUCACUUUACUAGACAUUUCCCUUCAAAACCAUCGUACAAGGUAUCUUAUGCUUCAACAGAAGAAUCUCAUAAAUAUCAAAAGUUAAAACUGUGUGUUCAUUAAUACAGGAUACAUUUUUGUGGAUGGACAUUUUCUGUUAGCAUUAAUUGCAGUAAUGUUAUGAAAUUUUAUAAGUGUGAAAUAGUAGUAAUUGUAUGUGGUAUUUUAUUUCAGCUAUCAGAAAAUAUAUUUUUAAUGCAAAUGGUUUCUUGUUAAGUGAUAUAAUUCUUCUAUUAUAUUUUCUCAAGGCUUUAAAUAAGGUUUUUAAGUAUAUUGCACAAUUGGGGUGUCAGAACGUGUGUAUCUUUUUUAAUUUGGUGCUGUGGAGCCAGCCUUGUGAGAGCCCAGAUAUUAUACUGUGGUACUAUUGUUGUAUGUCACUAAUGUGAAAUCGUAUCAGUUACAGUAUAUUACACUGUAUAUGUGAUACUGUAUUUUAUUUUUUACAUCAACUUCAUUACAUGAAUUACAGUUGGCUUGUACUACAACUCUGGACAACUCUGUGAUUUAUUGAGUAUGUUCAGUACUUUUAUGGGUGCUUGAUGUCUUGAGUGAGGUUACUUUCAGCCAUAUCUCUCUCUCUCUCUCUCUCUCUCUCUCUCUCUCUCUCUCUCUCUCUCUCUCUCUCUCUCUCUCUCUCUCUCUCAUUUCUUAUGUAUACAAUUAUAAUUCAGUUUGCGUAGAUACCUUAUUACUAUGUAGUAAUUAAGUGCAUUCAUUCUCUAUUGGCUGGUAAUGUGUUUGAAUAAAACCAUUUCAUUUUAAUACUUAAGGUUCCAAAAUUGAUUUAUUUAAUUUUUAUGGUUUUGUUGUUAUCAUAUCUUGCAAUGCUGAAUUUUUCUUAAAAAGAAGGUUUCAUUGGAAGGUUUUGUUGAAGAUCCAAAGUUGUCCUAUAAAUUGCAGAUCUUUGUUGAAGAUAUUUACAGUGAGAAAGUGUACAAGUGUUACAUAACUAUUUAGUUUUUUUGUUUUACCAGGACACUUUCUUUGUUUGCUUCCUUUUAUGACCAAAUUAGCAUUAUCAAAGUAUUUUCUUGUGAUAUGUGUAGUGCACUGAGUUUUCUUUCAUUUUAGAAACAAGGUAAGUUGUCCUGGAAUUUCACAAAGGGUUGAAGUAGCUUAGCUGGUUUUGUGUGGACUUGACAACAUAGUGGUCCCAUCAGCGCAGGAUAGAUUUUACUGGCAAACAUGACCUUACCGUCCCAGUAAGUUAGGGAUUGGGAUUCGGGGGAAUCCAUAGGUCUUCCUGAUGAGUGUCCUCAGCAACCACUGCCUGGUUCUCCCAGGUUGUAGGGAGGUCUUAUCUGUGUAAUUUUUUGGUCACUAGGACAGGGUUCACCAAUGCUACGGCCUGUGUCUUGGCAUUGCUGCUUAUGAACAACCUUUGGACCCUGUGAGUCAUGAAUAUUCCCUCCCCAUCAAAAUUUACUCUUAUCAUUUCACUCUUUUUGGGGCAUACCAUUAUCCGUAUUGACAGUCUGCUACCAUGACAGUAUGAUCUUUUUGAAAUUCAUGAAAUGGAUGAUGCAUGUCUAGCAUGUAAUAUUCGUUAUUGUUUUUCUUUAGACGACUGCAGUUUAGUCCAGUGAGCUGUUUUGGGUUAGUUUGAUAUCAGGACGUGCGAAUAAGAAAUUGUUGAGGUUUUGUAAGAAACUACGGCGUCAAUGACCUUCGAUGUCAGGAUGCCAGAGAACUAACAAUCAUUCAUUCAUUCAUUCAUUGUAAGAAACUAGUUUUCAGAGAUAUUUGAUUUCAUACAGUAUGUGCACUUUAAAUGAUCAUGUACUACAAUUAGUCAUUGCGUAGUGCAGUACUGUGAUAUUGGCGUUUAGCAAGUUUGUAUCGAAUACACUGUAUAUAUCCUUGACACCCUAGCUUGCAUCCCUCUCUCCUUAUCUUUAGUUAAAAAUGUUAGCGAAGAAAAAGGUGAGGAACUGUGCAAAAGGCAUUUCAUAUUGAAAUAGAUUUCAAGUAAGAUUUCAGAGAAGUGGGAGAAUAUUCAAGAUCUAACCGAGCUUGUUCGAAAUGACAGUUUUACCGUUUCCUCGGUUUGAAGGAUUUUUGUGAAUUUUAAGCGCUGGAUGCAAUUUUCUGCAAUUGUUCUUGUUGAAGAAUAGCUUUUUGCAAAGCAAAUAAUAGCCUACAAUGUAAGCUAGAAAAUGACCGUUACGCAUUCUUUGAAAUAUGCGUGAUGCUAAACAGUGGUGGAAAAAGUGGGACAUCUUUCCAUGCUACUUUCCAGUAAUUUCCAUUCUAGUAGUACAACUUAAACCUCAGAUCUCCUCAUGACAAUAUAUCUUCCCAGGGACUUUAGUUAUCCAUUUCUUUGAUAACCAGUAGUUUCAAUAUUUUCCCACACUUUUACAAGGCCUUUGUACUCUCUUAAUGUAUCCUUUAUAGGGAUAUUUAUCAUAAUUGUGGCUUUUAUUUUGUCAAGGACAGUACUUUGUUACCGUAUUCUGUUUCAGCCAAAUAUGUAUGUGUAUGUAUGUGUAUACAUAUAUGUAUUUAUUUUGCUGUACUUUGUGUUUUGUACAACAUAUAUUGGUAUUAGUUUUCAAUGUUGAUUAAUUGGCAAUUGAUUUGAACAUUCUCUUAUUGAAAUAUUGUUUAAUUUUCAAGCAUAACAAAUGUUGAAACUUGUGUGUGUGGUUGAUAGAAGUGUGUGAGAUAUGCCUCUUGCUUCACUCAAAAGUGGCACUUCUGCAUUGAUGCUUCUCUGUUAUAUUAAUGUUGUAGAUAAAUAAUGGGUUUGUUAUAUUUAUAUUUGAAGGCUCAAGGUCACAACACUUGACAUAUUAUUGGAACCUGUUUUUUAAAAGAUUUUAAGGUCACCUCGUCAAUUUGAAUUUUGUAGCUUUUUCAAGCUAGUUAUAAGAUUGUGUCAUUACCAAUAGAAAGCAGUGUAACAGCACAAUUUCAUUUUAGUAUUUGCCACCUUAAAAUCCUAGCGAAUCUCUCUUUGUAUUUUUCAGAUUCUCUAAAGAGGUUGAAUUUAUUUUGUGUGGUUUAUGGUUUGCUUAUAGUGUUGCAUGUAAGGUCUUAGCUUGUUUGAAAAGACUGUCAUCAUGAAACUAAUGACAUAUGAAGUCACUUUAGUUAUGAUGCAGUAUUAUGUGGAAAUAGUUAUUUCUAGUCAGGAAUCAUGUGACUUCGCAGAGUAGAAAAUUUAGACAGAUGUGGAGAAAACCCCACUUGGAAGUUAGUUAUGUAAAACUAAAUUAGAGCAGAAGUUCAUUCUGUUAAUUUCUGUUUCCUAGUAGACUUAUCCUUUGUUGAAGGUUUCAGAGUGAGAUUUUCCAGAUAUCCGUUUUGUGUUAUUUAGCAUUUUGCAGUAGUCUCAUGUGAAUGCUAUACUCUAUUUUCUUCCCAUAGUAAAAUAUGUAGCAGCAUUAGAAAUCAGUGCUUUAGUGUGCAAAUAGCAAAAUUAGGAUAAUGAAGGUUGUCAGUGGCACUAAUCUUGAUUUUUUAGGUCAGAUUUUGAGUAUAUCAUUGAUAUAAGAGAGAAGAAUAUUAGUUUGUAAGAUACCCAUUAGUAUUUUUUAAGCUUCGACUUCAAGAAGUCUUACCGCAAAGAGUACCUUUUCACUAACUGCCAUGCUUGUAUGCAUGUGGUAUAGAUGCACCAGUAUUCAAAAGUGAUUAUGUGGCAAGCUUAAAGAAGGCCUCCUUUGGCAUAAAGUAACAUAUGCAACUUGCAGACAAGAGACAAUUUUAGAAAUUCAGUUUAAACUAAGUAACAGUGGCUUCAUCUGCAUGUGCAAAUAUUCUCCAAUCCUUAUUGCCUUGUGAUCAAGUGGGUGACUGAGUUUGAGAGCAUCUCUGUUUAUGAACUCAUUUGAAAGCGGGUGCGAGGUAUUCACUCUUAUACGCAGUAUUCUUUUUAGGUACAUUUAUAUAUCUGUGCAAUAACUUUUGGUCAACUUUUCAUCUUUGGACAGGGGCAGGUUGAGUCUUGUGUACUAAUACAAGAAAUUAAUGGUAGUCACUGUAACAAAAAAAAAAUUCUACUUAGCUUUUUCUUUGUUUAUAUGUGAAUUCCACACCAUAAAAUAAAACCAGAAAUGUCAA
Molecule: messenger RNA, 7429 nt
Organism: Macrobrachium nipponense
Lineage: Eukaryota; Metazoa; Arthropoda; Malacostraca; Decapoda; Palaemonidae
Product: lysophospholipase D GDPD1-like
Exons: 7
Coding region: 464-1435 (323 amino acids)
Biological process (GO): glycerophospholipid catabolic process
Cellular component (GO): endoplasmic reticulum membrane
Molecular function (GO): phosphatidylcholine lysophospholipase A1 activity; phosphoric diester hydrolase activity
Source: RefSeq, a predicted model, not a curated record